This is a messenger RNA of Panicum virgatum (switchgrass), 1030 nucleotides long. Its product is annotated as 50S ribosomal protein L13-like. The record is from RefSeq and is a predicted model, not a curated record. Gene Ontology annotation, cellular component: mitochondrial large ribosomal subunit; ribosome. Bases 269 to 862 code for a protein of 197 amino acids. The transcript has 6 exons. NCBI's taxonomy places the organism in Eukaryota, Viridiplantae, Streptophyta, Magnoliopsida, Poales, Poaceae. Gene Ontology annotation, molecular function: mRNA binding; structural constituent of ribosome. Gene Ontology annotation, biological process: negative regulation of translation; translation.
GUCCAUGCGAGGCCCCCUCGGUUUCUCGUAGGAGCGGGGAGCCCCUUGUGGCCUUGUCCCUUUCCCGUGAUCCCGUCUCCACCUCUCGCCGCCGCCGCCGCGUGCACAGGCACUUCAACUGCCGCCGCAGCCGGCCGAGAAAUGGCCCUGAAACCCUAGAGAAAGGAAAGAAGGGAAGGGGACGGAGGAGCACGUGACGGGUGCCAUCCUCCACAUCUCUCUCUAACUGUUUCCGUGUCCAGCUAUUGUUCCACUACACGGAGUUGGCAUGGCUACAGCACCGCCUGCCUUCACCGGCAACAUAAAGAAAGCACUUGCAGGUUUGAGAAGAAUAAAUUUAGAUGGGUUGCGAUGGCGUGUAUUUGAUGCAAAGGGUCAGGUGCUUGGACGGUUGGCAUCACAAAUUGCUGUUGUGCUUCAAGGCAAGGAUAAGCCAACCUAUGCACCACAUGUAGAAAACGGAGACAUGUGUAUUGUACUUAAUGCAAAGGAUAUCAGUGUUACAGGAAGGAAAAUGACAGAUAAGAUCUACUACUGGCAUACAGGGUAUAUUGGCCAUCUUAAGGAAAGAAGGCUCAAGGACCAGAUGGAGAAAGACCCAACUGAAGUGAUCCGCAAAGCUGUCUUGCGCAUGCUUCCCCGCAACAGAUUGCGUGAUGACAGGGAUCGCAAACUGAGGAUAUUUUCUGGAAAUGAGCAUCCAUUCCAUGAUCGCCCUCUUGAGCCAUUUGUGAUGCCACCACGGCAAAUACGUGAGUUGCGGCCCCACGCAAGGCGUGCGCUGAUUAGGGCCCAGAAGAAAGAGCAGGCAAUCAGAGCCAAGGAGGAGGAAGGUGCAAAGGAUGCCGAGAUAACUGCAUAGGCAUAAUCUGAUGUGGAUUAGCACAUUGCAAAUCUUCCAGAUUUUGUUCUCAGAGUGUCCUUUCUUUCUUGGACAUGUAGUCUGUUGUGUCCAAUAGGCACUAGAACCUGGGAACAUGCAAAACUUAUUGUGAGUGAGAUAAAAUCGUUUUCUGCUUUGUUCAACUUA